UUUUUCACACAGUCAGAACUUUUCUUGCCUCAUUUUAACUGUAACAAUCAAUUGAUUCACAUUAAUCAACAUUAUCCCAAUAAAUUGAUAUUAAACUUUAAUCAAACUCCGAAAUUUAAUAUCAGUCACUCUCUCUCUCUCUCUAUUUGUGUGUGUAAACAAUAUUAAUCAAUGAAUAUAACAUAUCACUUAUGCCUUUUGAUUGUAAAAAAAAAUCAUCGUAAAUACCCAAUGAUUAAUGCAAAAGUUUUAAUUGUUUCAAGUAAAUAAACAGAAAAAAAGAAGAGCCAACAAAUUACAAACAAUAGUAAUCAAAAAGUUAACAAUCAACACAAUUAACUCUCUUCACUUUAAUCAACUUGUUUACUCAAUUAUGCAUUUUGGUGACACUUUUUUCAAAUCUACUUAUUAAUUGUUGUUUUGUAUAUAUGAAAACAAAUCCUCAACUUUGUUGCUACAUUUGGAUUACAACCAUUACUAUUUAACCACAACAACAACAAUCAAGGACAAUCAAUAUUAUAUUAUUAUUAUUAUUAUUAUUACAACUUUACUAUGUUAUUGUUACAGUUACUUUUAUCAUCAUCAACCAAUCUUGAUUAUCAGAAUAAUCAAUUGAUUAAAAAUAAUGAUCCGGUGAUUAUUGUUUGGGUAAAAUGGUUUGCUCCAAUGUUAAUUACUCUAAUCUACUUUUAAUCAAAGUCAUGCCUAAUCAACAAGAUAACUGCCAAUUAGUAAAUCACCAUCAAGAUAUACCCUCAUCUCCAUCAAUUUCAUCAUCAUCACCAAUCAUUAUAACUAAUCACCAUUCAACUAAUCAUAUUGAUUGUAUCAAUUCUAAUUGUAAUAAAAGAGUUCAUUUUGAAAAUGAUCAGGCAAUUAUAUCAAUUCCAUUAAAUAAUCAAAGUUCUUGCUCAUGUAAUCAUUCAUCUUCUUCCUCAUCAUCACCUGGUUAUUGUCCAGGGAAUCAUCAUUAUCCUUUUCCUUAUCAUCAACAUCAUCAUCCAACUAAUCAACAACAUCAGCAACAACAACCAUCAUCAUCAUCUUCAUCAUCGUCACACCAUCUAACAAGUUUACUAUCAACAAGCUUCAAUGGACAACAACAAUUAACUGAUAAUGAUCAAGGUGAUGUCAAUGAUGAAAUUGAUAAGGUUAACAGUAAAGGUAGAGGUCAUUGUGGAAACAGUGGUCAAGGUGGUUUUGGUAAGGGGAAAGAUGAGGAUGAGGAAGGAGGUGAGACAGGGGAAGAUGAGGAAGAGGAAAUAUUAAUUGAUGAUAUUGAUUCCGCUUGUUUCAUUCAACUUGAUCCAAGUCUAUUAGUUUCAAAUCUUAAUUGUGAUAAUAAUGGUAAUGAAAAUGUUAACGAGUCAAAUGUUAAUCAUAAUUUAUUUAACUGUAAUGAACAAGGUAUCAUUAAAAUGCAUCAACUAAUCACCUCAUCAACAUCAUCAUCACCAUCACAAUCAACAACAACAAAAACUAAAGUUGCAACAAUGAUAAAACCAGAAACUAAUACAAUCCAAUCAACAAUUAAUUCAUCGGAAAUAACUAAAUCAUUGGAUAACCAUUGUUCAUAUAAACACAUUAUCAUUAACCCUUUAGAUGUUUGUUAUCAUCACCAUCAUCAAUUUGAUGAUAAUGAUCACAAUGAUGAACAUGAUAACAUUAAUGGUGAUGAUAAUCAUCACCAUCAACUUUAUUAUCAACAACAAUUUCAUCAUCUCGACACCAAUCAUGUUAAUCUUUUACCUUAUUUCAAUCAAACUGAUGGUUCUCAUAAUCAUAAUCAUAAUAAUCAUCAUCAUCAUCAUCGUCAUCAUCCUCUUGAGCAACAUUCCCAUGGAAACAAUCAUUUCCCUCCCUGUCAACAUCAUCACUUAAAUGAGCAACAUCUUCAUCACCAUAACCAUAAUCAUCAUCAAACACAACAAUUAAACUCAACUAAUGAAACGGAAACCGAUGACCAACCUUCAUCAUCACCAGGAUCAUUUACCCUGUUACCGGAAAAUAGUUUUGACCAUCCCCUUCCGAUUCAGGAUAAUAAUAAACUGACCACAGCAAUAACAGCACCUUUACCACCUACACCAUCGUCAAAAGUUGAUACAUUGUUACAACAAUCAACUAAUCACAUUACAAUUGAAUCUGAAAAUGUGCCAUCAACAAUUGAGUGUUUUAAUCAAUGUUGUGAUUGUUGUUUCGUUAAAUUGUUGGAUCCAAAUAUUAGUAUUGAGGGUAAUAGUAAUUCAGUGAAAGCAAGUAAUUUGUUAACAACUUCAUCAUCACCUCAAUGUCUUUCUCAUCAUCAUCAUCAUCAUCUACAACAACAUACAGAGAUUAUUACAUCUUCAUCACCUUCAAGCGUAUUAACUACAACCAAACCCACCACAACAUUAUCAUCAUCAUCAUCAUCCAGACAACCUUGUACUUUGUGUUUAUCCUCAUCUUUAACACUUCCCCAUCCAGGUAAACAUUACAACAACAACAACAACAACAAUCAGUAUCAUAAUCGACAACACAAUCAUUGUAAUCAACUGUCAUCCAUCAUUCCUUUAUCAACAUCGUCAACUUUACCCUCAAUUAAACAACGACCUAAUAUCCGAUUGAAUAAAAGUUCAAUAUCUAACCAUGAAUAUCACCAGAAUCCUCAUCAACAUGCUCGAUGUGACCAUUCCCAGUGUUCCAGUGUCAAAGUGAAAAGUUCAAGUGUUCACAUGAACAGUAAACUUGACCCACCCUAUCAACAUGAAAUCUUACCUGAUGAAAUAAGAAAAAAAUAUCCACCGGAAAAUAGUGACCUCAACAAUAACGAUAACGGUGUAACUUACCUGCCGAUCAUAAUUGUCUCAACUGUAUUAACCGUAUCAACGGUACUUCUUGUAAUUGCUUCAAUAUUUUUCAUCAAAUAUCUUCCGUUUCAAAAAAGUUCAUUCUAUCAUGAAGGGUCUCAUUGUUCUUGUGCCUUUGGUGGUCGCUGUAGUCCCGAUAGCUAUUCAGAUAACAUUGCAUCAAUAUGUCGCUGUGAUAACUUUCAAUGUGAUUCAACUCCCAUUGAGCCCAUUUGUGCAAACGAUAAUAAAACUUAUAACAAUUUAUGUCAACUUAAUUUAACUUCAUGUAAUCUUCAACUACCUUUGACCGUCCAAUAUAAAGGUACCUGUGAUAACGAUGAUUCCAAUAUUCUUACCAAUAACGUUGGAAACAAUUCUAAUAACAGUAACUGUGAUUUAAUCAAGUGUGAUAAUGGUACAAUCUGUGUUCAAGAAUCCCCUGAAUCCCCUGGAUCCUGUUCAUGUCCAACAUGUUCACAUCACUACGAACCCGUUUGUGCCUCUGAUGGUUUAUUUUAUACAAAUGAAUGUGUCCUCAGAAGGGAAUCUUGUAAAGAGGGUAUUCAAUUGAAGAUUGUCCAUUCAAAGGAAUGUGGAGGUUGUGAUAAUGUCCAUUGUCAAUUUUAUUCAAACUGUGAUAUCAAUGAAACUGGUCAAGUAUUAUGCCAAUGUCCAGUUAAUUGUACUCAGGAUGAUGAUCCUGUUUGUGGUAGCGAUGGAAACAAUUAUUCAAAUGAAUGCUCAUUACGGUUAACCUCUUGUCAGAAACGUCAAUACCUUACGGUCACCUCGAAGGGUCACUGUGACCUUUGCUCAAAUGUCCAUUGUAAAUAUGGUGCCCACUGUGAGAUCGGUUUCUGUGUUUGUCCAAAAGAUUGUCCAUCUUUCUAUGAGCCUGUUUGCUCAACGGAUGGUUACACUUAUACCAAUGAAUGUCAAAUGAGGUUAACUGCCUGUCAACGAAAGGUUGACCUUAGUGUUAAUUUUUUCGGUGAAUGUCAAGAUUCCCAGAUGAUUAUGAAUUUCGGAUCGACAUCAUUUGGUUAUAUUGAUACUUGUGAUCAGAAUACCUGUAGAUUUGGUGGUGUUUGUGAUUACGAUGCAACCGGAAUACCUCAUUGUAUUUGUUCAUAUUCGUGUCCAAUGAAGGAUGAAAAUCGUGAAAAUUAUGUCUGUGGUUCUGAUGGAAGACUUUAUGAGAAUGAAUGUAAACUCCAAGAGGAAGCUUGUCGUCGACAACAAGAGAUUGGAAUUGAAUCGAGAGACAAAUGUUAUGGUCAAAGUAUAUUGACGAUGUGCGAUGGAUCAUCUCCCCUGGUUAAUCCAUCAACGGGCUUAGAUUAUUAUUGUGGUGAUGAAUCGGGUUCCAAAUCUUGUCCCGUUUUCAGUUACUGCCAACGAGAUGGUUCCUAUGCAAAGUGUUGCCAAGACGUUGCCUUUAAGGUUCAUUGUAACACCACGACUUAUGGUUGUUGUGCCGAUGGACUAACACCCGCUUUAGGCCUGAAUCAGGCCGGUUGUCCGGAAAUUUGUAACUGUAAUAAACUGGGUUCCAAUUCAUUAACCUGUGAUCCGAAUUCCAAUCAAUGCCAAUGUAAAACGGGUGUAGGGGGAAUUCAGUGUGACCGAUGUAAACCAGGAUUCUGGGGACUUCAUAAAAUAUCUGAGGGAAACAAUGGAUGCAUACCCUGUUCAUGUAACAAGAGUGGGUCAGUUCGAGGUGAUUGUGAACAGAUGACCGGUCGAUGUGUAUGUAAACAAGGUUUACAGGGUAUCAAGUGUGACAUUUGUCCAGAAGACGCUGUCCUUUUAGGUCAAGGUUGUACCCAUGUUAACUUGACCAAACUGUUUACUGAAUCUUGUGAGACAAUCACCUGUUCCUAUGGGUCAAUAUGUGAACCAAUUAAUGAAAGUAAAGGGUCUCGAUGUGUUUGUACUAAUGUUACCUGUUCACCUGAGGAAAAAAGUUCUGGUAAAAUUUGCUCAACCGAUGGAACCAUUUUCCCAAAUGAAUGUCAACUCAAAUUGUAUUCAUGUCAAAUGCAAAAAACACUGACCAUUGCUCAUAAAGGACCUUGCAAAGGGUCAACUCUCAUUGAUGGAAAUGUAAACACCAAUAAUCAUGUUACAAUUGAUGAAACAAUUACACAGGGACCAUUGAGACGAUCAACAGUUUUCAAAGUAUCAUUGAUUGUCCCAACUACUACAAUUGGUGAUACCUUUAAAUCAAUUCGUCAAACAAUUAACCUAAACAAUUUAACAUCAUCUUCAUCAGAAUUACUCGCCGGUGGUAAAUCUUUUACCUCUUCAACUCCCAUUCCAAUCAAUUUAAACUCAGCCAAUUCAAUCAUCUUGAUUCCUGGAUUUUGGGUAACUCGUUUAUUGAAUUACCAAGACUUCAAGCUUACACCCGAUUAUCAAUUGAAAUGGAUUUCAUAACUUAUACUGAUUCAGCUAUACUACUUUAUAAUGGUCAAACUGUUUCAGGGGAAGGAGAUUUUAUCUCACUGACCAUUCGUAAAGGUUACAUUGAGUUUCGAUAUGAUCUUGGUUCUGGUAUGGUUAUUAUAAGAUCAAAGGAGACAAUUUCUAUUGGAUCUGUUGUCCAUUUAGUAGCGAAACGUUUCAUGAAAGAUGGUAUAUUGUCCAUUGAUGGUCAGUC
Molecule: messenger RNA, 5490 nt
Organism: Panonychus citri (citrus red mite)
Lineage: Eukaryota; Metazoa; Arthropoda; Arachnida; Trombidiformes; Tetranychidae
Product: probable serine/threonine-protein kinase DDB_G0282963
Exons: 11
Coding region: 654-5267 (1537 amino acids)
Biological process (GO): multicellular organism development; cell differentiation
Molecular function (GO): protein binding
Source: RefSeq, a predicted model, not a curated record